GUCGCUGGCAGUCAGGGAGGGAGGAGUCUGAGUUUGAGACCGCGCCAGUUCAGCUGUCGAGCUGUGCUUACACAGAGGGCGCGCUGUGAGAAGGAGAAACAGGAGAAACUUCUGACAAUGGAGGACAUGUUGUUAUGGGUAUUAGCUGUUUUGCUGGUGCUCUUCUGCAGCGUGGAUGUUUGGUACUAUCUGCGAAUUGUUGCUUUGCUUAUCCGGGCCUGGUGGCUCUCUCCUGUGUUUGAUGUGACGGGAGAGCAGACUUUGGGGGGCCGCGUCCUCCUCCAUGACAUUGACCUGUGCCACAUGAACAACGCCCGCUACCUGCGCGAGUGUGACUUUGCCCGCAUCUCCCUGUAUGCCCGCAAUGGGGUAUUCAAGACGAUGAGGACUCUGGGGGCCACUAUGGUAGUCGCAGCGACCACGAUACGCUACAGACGGCCACUGUGCAUUGGUGAAGCGUUCGAGUUACGGAGCCGGAUCGUCACGUGGGACGAGAAGGCGUUCUAUGUGGAGCAGCGCUUCGUGUCCUGUAAAGACGGCAUGGUAGCAGCCAUUAUGUUCUGCAAACAGAGCGUACUGCGGAGCAGCCCUGACAAAAUCCUACAGCACCUCUGCCAGAGAAAAGUUGAAGUACCUGAGUUUCCUGAAGAACUGCAGCACUGGAUCAACUUUAUGAGCGCCAGCAGUCAGGCUCUCAAGGCCGAGAGCGGAGUGGAGGAGAAGAAGAGCGAGUGAAGACAGAAAUGAACCUGCUCUCUUUAUGAGGCAGUAACGUACAUGUUUACAUGACACAUACUCGGGGAGUCGCACACAAAAUGCAUCAGUACUCACACUGCCUGGGAUGUGCAUUGCAAAUGGAAACUUGUGUGGGGUUUACAUUAAUUACAUCACGUAGUCGGAACAACAGUGUUUAGAAAGUGAUCUUGCGUGCUGUAGCUCAUUAUACUGAUAGUAACGCUACCUAGACAUCUACACCACAAACACUAUUACAAUGCAAUGUGCAUUUCAUCCUAAUUUCAGAAUAAUGCUAAUUAAUGCAAUGUUUCACUCUGUCUUCAGUGUAUGCACAAUAUUUGCAUCCCUUUUAAUGCAUAUAUUAUUUUUUUGUUAGAGUUUUGCUAUUAAACUGACAUCAGGCAGUUUCGAAAACUGGAGUGCAAAGGAUAAAAGAAAUAAAAAAAGUUUGAAGUUUGACACUUGCACUUUCACUCACUAUUUCCGAUCAUGAAAAAUUGAUGUUCACUAUGUUGGGAAUUGGCCAGUAAAACAAUACAGUGAUUUCAGACAGUUCAUUCCAAGACACUCUAUAUAGCAGCACUGUGAAAGAAAAGUCACUUAAAAUAAACCCAGAGCUCAACAUAAAAGCUCCACCAGAGGGGUUGUGACAGCAAAAUUUAAUCAGAAAAGUGUGGAAUCCUUAUUAAGAAUAGCCAUUGUAAUUAUUUUUUUUACUUAAUUUUUAAUUGAAUUUACUUUAUGAAAAGACAGGAUUUUUCUUCUGUGGACGAGUUGAAGUUGUAAACACUUUAAUGAGUUUUAAACACUCAAAUAUUUUUUUUUUAUUAUUAUUAUUUUUUUAACAAGCAUUAGCCAAUGACCAUACAAUUUUGAAAAUGCUCAUUAGAUUGUAAAAGUAUGUUCAGAAUAAAUCAGUUUAUUAAAAUAUUUGAUGCAUCUUAUUUAAGUAGUUAC
Colossoma macropomum (tambaqui) is the source of this 1692-nucleotide messenger RNA. RefSeq names its product thioesterase superfamily member 6 (gene them6). The record is from RefSeq and is a predicted model, not a curated record. The transcript has 3 exons. Bases 118 to 735 code for a protein of 205 amino acids. NCBI's taxonomy places the organism in Eukaryota, Metazoa, Chordata, Actinopteri, Characiformes, Serrasalmidae.